CUCCUCUCCGUCGAUCGUCUCCCUCGUCUUUCCGGCUCACGGCCCCCCAAAUUAUGCGGUCUGCUUAGCAGUGGGUUCGGCCUCUCUGUUCUUCCUGGAUCACACCACGGCUUACUUUCUUAUCCUUUUCCUUUUCCUUUCUUCCUUUCUUCCUGUUCUCCUUUCUUCUUUCCACCCCUUCUUUCUUUUAACCCCAUAGCGUCAUUCUUUCUUCCGUUUUAUCUUUUGGUUUUGGGGACGCCGCCACCUUAUCUCGGUUCCUGCCUCGGCUCCGGUGAUCGCACCUGGGACAGGCUAAGCGUAGGGAGGUGUGACAUUCUUCUUUCACCUCCUCUCCUUUUCCCGCCUCUCCACUCCGUUCAAUCCCCCGCUCCACCCUUUCAGACUCGCCAUCGUAUCAAAUCGGGGCCUUUCGCUUCGCGCCGCUGAACAGCCUCACCAUGGCGCAACUCGAUACCCUCGAUCUGGUGGUCCUGGCGGUGCUUUUGGUGGGUAGCGUGGCCUACUUCACCAAGGGUACCUACUGGGCAGUUGCCAAAGACCCGUAUGCCUCUACCGGCCCCGCGAUGAACGGCGCCGCUAAGGCUGGCAAGACUCGGAACAUCAUUGAGAAGAUGGAAGAAACGGGCAAGAAUUGUGUUAUUUUCUACGGAUCGCAAACUGGAACCGCGGAGGACUACGCCUCCAGAUUGGCCAAGGAAGGAUCUCAGCGAUUCGGCCUCAAGACCAUGGUGGCUGACCUCGAGGAAUACGACUAUGAGAACCUGGACCAAUUCCCGGAGGACAAGGUUGCGUUUUUCGUGCUCGCCACCUACGGAGAGGGUGAGCCUACGGAUAAUGCUGUUGAGUUCUACCAGUUCUUCACCGGUGACGAUGUUGCUUUUGAGAGCGGCGCUUCCGCGGACGAGAAGCCUCUGUCCAAGCUGAAGUAUGUUGCUUUCGGUCUGGGUAACAACACUUAUGAGCACUACAACGCCAUGGUUCGUCAAGUCGAUGCUGCUUUCCAGAAGCUCGGCGCGCAGCGUAUUGGUUCAGCUGGUGAGGGUGAUGACGGUGCCGGUACAAUGGAAGAAGACUUCUUGGCCUGGAAGGAGCCCAUGUGGGCAGCACUGUCGGAGUCGAUGGAUCUGCAAGAGCGUGAAGCGGUUUACGAACCUGUUUUCUGCGUCACCGAAAACGAGUCCCUGAGCCCUGAGGACGAGACGGUCUAUCUUGGAGAGCCCACCCAGAGCCACCUUCAGGGUACUCCUAAAGGCCCGUAUUCUGCGCACAACCCCUUCAUCGCCCCUAUUGCCGAAUCUCGUGAGCUUUUCACCGUCAAGGAUCGCAACUGUCUGCACAUGGAAAUUAGCAUCGCUGGAAGUAACUUGUCCUACCAGACUGGUGACCACAUCGCUGUUUGGCCCACAAACGCUGGUGCCGAAGUGGAUCGGUUCCUUCAGGUCUUUGGUCUCGAGGGCAAGCGUGAUUCAGUCAUCAACAUCAAGGGUAUCGAUGUUACGGCCAAGGUCCUGAUCCCGACCCCGACCACGUACGAUGCCGCUGUUCGGUACUAUAUGGAAGUCUGCGCCCCUGUGUCCCGUCAGUUUGUAGCCACUCUGGCCGCGUUCGCUCCGGAUGAGGAAAGCAAGGCAGAGAUUGUGCGUCUGGGUAGCGACAAGGACUAUUUCCACGAGAAGGUCACCAACCAAUGCUUCAACAUCGCCCAGGCUCUUCAGAGCAUCACGUCCAAGCCUUUCUCUGCUGUUCCGUUCUCUCUGCUUAUUGAAGGCAUUACGAAGCUGCAGCCUCGCUACUACUCGAUCUCAUCGUCCUCCCUUGUCCAGAAGGACAAGAUCAGCAUCACGGCCGUUGUGGAAUCUGUUCGUCUGCCCGGUGCCUCUCACAUGGUGAAGGGUGUGACUACGAAUUAUCUCCUCGCGCUCAAGCAGAAGCAGAACGGCGAUCCCUCUCCUGACCCUCACGGCUUGACUUACUCCAUCACCGGUCCUCGGAACAAGUACGACGGUAUCCACGUUCCCGUGCAUGUUCGCCACUCGAACUUCAAGCUGCCCUCUGAUCCCUCUCGUCCCAUCAUCAUGGUUGGUCCUGGUACUGGUGUUGCUCCUUUCCGUGGUUUCAUUCAGGAACGUGCUGCUUUGGCGGCCAAGGGCGAGAAGGUUGGACCCACUGUUCUCUUCUUCGGUUGCCGCAAGAGCGACGAGGAUUUCUUGUACAAGGAUGAAUGGAAGACCUAUCAGGACCAGCUUGGAGACAACUUGAAGAUCAUCACUGCGUUCUCGCGUGAGGGUUCUCAGAAGGUCUACGUUCAGCACAGACUCCGCGAGCACUCCGAACUUGUCAGCGACCUUCUGAAGCAGAAAGCUACCUUCUAUGUCUGUGGUGACGCUGCAAACAUGGCUCGCGAGGUUAACCUUGUGCUUGGCCAGAUCAUUGCUGCGCAGCGUGGUCUGCCCGCUGAGAAGGGCGAAGAAAUGGUCAAGCACAUGCGUAGCAGCGGCAGCUACCAGGAAGAUGUGUGGUCAUAAUCUUUCAAUGCAUCGAAUUUUCUUUCUUGUCUAUCACGACGGCCUUUUCGAUCCAUUAUUUUAUUUCACGCCUAG
Messenger RNA from Aspergillus welwitschiae, 2603 nucleotides. RefSeq names its product NADPH--hemoprotein reductase cprA (gene cprA). Gene Ontology annotation, molecular function: NADPH-hemoprotein reductase activity; FMN binding; flavin adenine dinucleotide binding. Bases 441 to 2528 code for a protein of 695 amino acids. The record is from RefSeq and is a predicted model, not a curated record. The transcript has 2 exons. Gene Ontology annotation, cellular component: cytosol. Lineage: Eukaryota; Fungi; Ascomycota; Eurotiomycetes; Eurotiales; Aspergillaceae.